This is a messenger RNA of Pelagomonas calceolata, 1212 nucleotides long. The record is from the annotation of a GenBank genome assembly. Lineage: Eukaryota; Pelagophyceae; Pelagomonadales; Pelagomonadaceae.
CAUGCAUCUCCGAGACGCAGCGGCGUCUGUGACCGCGCACGCUGCCCGCAACCAUGACGCAGGUGACCCGGGCUGCCCGGCGACUCACUAGAGAGGAGGAGCAUGAAUUCCUGCCAUAUAAUGACCCUUCGCUCCCCGGUUUGUUGAAUCAGAGGCCGCUCACGCCUGCUGUGCACGCAUGGCUUCAGACGUACCACGUCGACGACUACUAUGGGCGCGACGGCGCCGGGACACUGCUUUCGUUCAUCGUCCACGGCGAGAUGUAUACUAGUGCCGCCGCCAUCCCGAAGGCAGAGCUCGUCUCGUUAGCCCGCGACCUGCUAGCCCGGGGGGCGGACCCAAAUGCAGGUAAGAACGGCGCAAUUCUGAUAGAGGCAUGCACUGGCCUCGCCCCAGAUGUUAUGGUCCCCCUGCUUUGUGAGGCGGGGGCCGACCCUAACACGACGAAGGACCACAAAGGUCGUACUGCACUAGCGUUCGUGCUGCGGGAGGUAUUAAAAGCGCAAAUUUCCUGCGGCGUCACGGCGCCAGUUGGUAUGAAGACACACUGGUCAGAGCUCGACACACUUGAACUGGUCAGAGCUUUGCUGCGCAGCGGCGCCCAGUUGGACGCGAUCGAGAACUCCGGUGACUCAAGCCUGGAGUACCCCUUCGUAGACGACCAGGGCCGCUUCGUCCGAGGCCCGCUGUCGGCCGAAUCAAUCCUGCGCAGCUACGAUAUUUACAUUCCCUACGAACAUACGAAUACGAGUCAACUCCCCGAGAUCAAGCGUCUGGUCGCCGGCGUCCGCGCGGCCAAAGGGUCCUACGCGCGCUACGUGAAAAAGGAGCUCCUGGUCCUUCGCGCGCUCGUGCGGAAGCGCCGCGCGACGAUCGCCGACGACAACCAACGAACGGCCUUCGACAUACUGGCCCGGAGCCCCGACGAGAUUGCCUGGCGCAUCCUGGGGUUCAAGCGCUGGUAGUUGCCUUCCCAGAUCGCUCGUCGUCCGCGACUGAGCCAAUUCCGCACUGCUCUUCGUGAGCCAUACCGCACUGCUCUUCGUGAGCCAUCCGCACAUCCGCACAUCCGCAAAGCUCGUACUGAGCCAUCCGCAUCGCUCUUCGUGAGCCAAACCGCAAAGCUUGUACCGAGCACAUCUGUAAAGUUUGUACUCGUACUGAGCCACACCGCACCGCUCUCCGUGAUCCAAAUCCCCUCCCCACGCGUCC